GGGCAGCCGGGCGCGGAGAGGCCGGGCGGGCGGGCGCUUUGUUCCGGGACUGGAGGUGUGGCCGGUCUGGCUCCUCGGCUCGGGCUCCGCACGCACCGGGCGCCCGGGGCUGGUUGUGCGUGGCCUCUUGUCCCCAUCACGGGCUCCGGCAUAACGGUGCGCGUUGAAGGAAUCGGUCACCAUCCGGACCCCAGUGGGGACGGCCUGCUUGCAGCUCCGAGACCCUUUGCUGGUAGUCACCCCUGGGGUCCUCGGCUGCCCGGGGAGCUUCAGAAUUCCACGCACAAGUUUCCAGAAGGGUCUUUGUGCCUGGGCAGCUGAGGAGAAGUAGUGCUGGAGAACUGGGUGGUCGACACUGGAGGAAGCAGCCCUGGUAGAGGGCAGACUCUAGCUACUGAAGUGGGCAAGCCCAUGCAGCAGAAUUACUGGACCUUGGCCUUGAAUUUGAGCCACUCCAGGAAGCCGUGAGCAGGAGGCAGCCCUGCCACUCACAGAACCUGUGUCAAUCAGGGGCUCUACUCCUCACUCCUGGAUUGAGAGCCUCUCUUUUCUGUUUACCCUGCCUUUGCUGAGGAUUAGGGGAAGUGGGUGGGAUUCCCAAGGCCAGGUCUGACCUACAGGAAACAUGGCAACCAGCGCCGUUCCCAGUGACAACCUUCCUACAUAUAAACUGGUGGUGGUGGGAGAUGGAGGUGUGGGGAAAAGUGCCCUCACCAUCCAGUUUUUCCAGAAGAUCUUUGUGCCUGACUAUGACCCCACCAUCGAAGACUCCUACCUGAAACAUACAGAGAUUGACAAUCAAUGGGCCAUCUUGGAUGUUCUGGACACCGCCGGGCAGGAGGAGUUCAGUGCUAUGCGAGAGCAGUACAUGCGCACCGGGGAUGGCUUCCUCAUCGUCUACUCCGUCACUGACAAGGCCAGCUUCGAGCACGUGGACCGCUUUCACCAGCUAAUCCUGCGUGUCAAGGACAGGGAAUCGUUCCCAAUGAUCCUCGUGGCUAACAAGGUUGAUUUGAUGCACCUGAGGAAAAUUACCAGGGAGCAAGGAAAAGAAAUGGCGACCAAACACAAUAUCCCAUAUAUAGAAACCAGUGCUAAGGACCCACCUCUUAAUGUGGACAAAGCCUUCCAUGACCUCGUUAGAGUAAUUAGGCAACAGAUUCCAGAGAAAAGCCAGAAGAAGAAGAAAAAAACAAAGUGGCGGGGAGACCGGACCACUGGCACCCACAAACUGCAGUGCGUGAUCUUGUGACAGCCUGAGGCCCUGGGCAUAGCAACUGUGAACUGUCAGCCCCUCUGGACCUGCCCACUGCCUAAUUGCACUGAGAAUCAUUUCUAACCACAACCCUUGGCCCUGGACCGGGCACAGAAAGGGAGGAAGGGAGGAUAGGUGGGAGCCAACAGGGUCUGGCUUUGCUAUCUCUCCCAGGAGACAAGCAACAAUAUCUAAGCCUUUCAUGUACUGAUUCAGCCCACUGUCCAGUCUCUUGGUAGGUGUGUUGUUUCUCUUAACUACAUAGGGCUAAUAGGGCGUGGAAGCGUUUAUCCACAUACAAGGUAUCAGACAAGCCAUGAACAAGCUUCCUCCCCUGCCCCUAUCUACCAUAUCUGAGAUCAGAUGUCUUUUGUAGAUUUUUAAAUUAUUUGAGUAAUGAUUAUUUUAUUAAAAGGGUCUGUGCCCACUGCCUGGUGAAGCCCCAAGUCUUUGGCAGACCUCUCUGAUAAUGUCUCUGACUGAGUGUUCCCAGCAGUGCCAAACUCCAUCUGGGAUGAAAGCAGACUGUCAGAGAGGGCAGAAGUUGGUGAUGACCUUUCUAGAAACCUUGGGCUAUGAGUCAAACCCAGGAGGAAAACGGGCACUGAAGACUGGAGAGAAGGAGAUAGAUUUACCCAGAGGGAUUUGGUGUGGUUGAAAACGCAGAGGUUAGAAAACACAUCCCCACCACCCCCACCCUGAGUAGCAGGUGGGCACAAGUCACUUCUAGAGAGAUUUUCGUGGUCCUGAGAGUGGCUGAGGUGAGCUGACUGGCUUUGCAGAAGUGUUUCUAUUCCCAGACAUGGAUAGGACAUCACCAGUGUUGCUGGUGCCUUUGACACAAACACACAGACACAUCAAGGAAGCAAAUGUGACACCAUCCAGAAAGCUCUAUUUCCAGGAAUUGUAACUGAAAGUCUUCAAUACUGUUAUCACUGAACAUCAGGACCUAGGCCAUAAACGGACCCCUUUCUAGCAUCAGCAGCAGCGCAGUCUUACUGGUAUACACACCUAUAACCCUCUUCUAAGUCUUAAUAAUAUCGGAUCAAAAGAGAAAGGAAAGUUGGAAGGUUUGAAAGUUGAGUUGAUGACAUGGCUCCCAUACACCUGUUUUGGCAAGGGAUAGUCCUGUCCAUCCCCUUCUCCCUGACGAUGAUGCAGCCCUUCCUCUCUGGUGCUGCUAGUGGAAUAAAGACAGGAUUUUCCCAGACAGGAUCAGGGUAGAGGGUUAGCAGGAAGAUCUUCCUGCAAAAAGGUCAGAAUAUGCACAGCACAUGUAGCAAGCUCAUUUUCCAGCUGCUUCGAAGGUCAGGUCUCUGCGCGAGCAGAGCAUCUCCACAGUUUGCCUGGCUUCUCCGGAGAAAGAGACUCAUGACAGAAAUCCAAGGAAAGUGAACACCUCACUGGAUGUCCAGCCUCAUCAUUCUUCUCCAAUCCAGAAAGAUUUAGGCUCCUCACACAGGGUCACCAGCACAGAGGGACCCCAGCAAGGAAUCAUUCUGCUGCCGAAGAAAACAGAAAUCAACUAGCUGAAAAUCAAACUUCUUAUAUGUCAAAAUGAACCCUUUUUUCUAUCCUUAAAAAGAAGAAUUAGAACAUUCCAGAUGAGGCAUGUCACAGUUUCCAAGGUCCUAUAAUAUUUAUGAAUAUCUUCUGUACUCAAAGAACCAGGCUUAGGUUCCCUGAGCCUCACUAUGGCUGCUGCAGCCUGCAGAGGAGGGAGGGCAGGCAGAAAGGAGCAAGGAUGGGAUGCUCUGUGUGAAGUGCUGAGCCAGGAGGCCCUGGACUCAGGGCAGCAGCCAGUCCUAGAGAGCUCCCACUCAUACAUACACCCGACAUCAGCUCCCCCCAUCACUGUGGAGCUGAGCGCCCCCCACAGUGCUGAGUUGGGAAGUCUCCCCAGAAGCAGAUCAGUUGGCCAUACAGGUAAUGGGAGGGGAGGUUCCUGCCACUUCUGCCCGCUUCAGAAGAAGCAGUGCAUCCAGACCCAUCCCUCAGAGCAUCCUGAACAGCUGACAGAUUAACUCCACAUGCUGAGGGAGAAACAGGCGAACAUCUGGCCUUCUGCAGCCUCUGAUCUGGGGCUCCUGGUAAGCUUUCAUUGUCCAUGGCCCAUAGGCAAGAUGAUCAGCAUGCUUUUUUCCAGUGAGGUAGGGUAAAGUGUACCCAGCACAUCUCCAUUAACAACUGACAGUCUGGGAAACUUGGCUGGCCACUGGAAAUGUGGCUGUAUGACUGAGGACCUACCUGCUGGCUCUGGCUAAGUUGUCAUUCUGAUGUUCCCAUUCGUUUUCUAGGAAACUGUGUCCCCUUCUUAUCCCCUGGGGCACACCUUCCUGAAAUCCUGUCACCCUGCCUAUCGUGUGUUCUGAUUUUCUCCUGCUGUUCUGAUAGCUCCUUAGAUGCUCUUUAUCUCCUCAGAGCUAAUCCUAACCAUCUCUCCAUCCCCAGAAUGGGGCUAUGCGAUGGCCACUUUCCUCCCAAGCACUUUUCCAUACAGGAUGCUCCUCUUGGGAUAUUCCCACCUCCUCCUGGCUCUUGCUGUGGAAAGUACCUGACUGGUUUAGAGUGGUCUGUCAUGCCUACCAAGGGACAUGACCCAGUAAUAUGAGCCAGCUCUAACCCAAAGGCCUCUCAGGCCUGCUAUAGUAAGCCCAGAGCCACAGAGAGGGUCCUCUCCAUCAACAGCCCAUCUAGGUCAAGAUUCCAUGUUGGGCUGGGUUUACCAAGAAUGCCAGAUACUUUGAGUUACUGAGCCCCUUUGAGUGCCCAGCCUUCUACGACACAAUAUUAGCUGGUGGCCAUUGUUAUGAAACAAGUGAUCAUCUCAGUGCUUGAGCCUUUUAUGUAACUUUUUAUCAAGUCUUUGUGUAUCCCUACUUAUUAAUAAAGAAACAAAAAGAAA
Messenger RNA from Nannospalax galili (Upper Galilee mountains blind mole rat), 4160 nucleotides. It is a transcript of the gene Mras, whose product is annotated as muscle RAS oncogene homolog. The coding region runs from base 626 to 1252 and encodes 208 amino acids. The record is from RefSeq and is a predicted model, not a curated record. Lineage: Eukaryota; Metazoa; Chordata; Mammalia; Rodentia; Spalacidae. Gene Ontology annotation, molecular function: GDP binding; GTPase activity; GTP binding. The transcript is spliced from 8 exons. Gene Ontology annotation, cellular component: plasma membrane. Gene Ontology annotation, biological process: signal transduction.